AUGUCAUCAACUCUGUGUGGUUCUUGUAAUUUGGAAAUUUCUGAUUCUAACUACAUUCAGUGUGAACAUUUUUGCAAAAAUAAAUAUCACAAAAAAUGUGCUUGCAUCUCAGAGGCCAGUUUUAAAAUUCUAGUCACCGAUGCAAAUAUGAUGUGGCGAUGUAAUUCUUGUAUUGUGUCGCGGCAAAUUGCAAACGAUUUAUUUAACAAGCUCGAUAAACUCUCCGCAGAAAUCUUAGAGCUCAAAGACCAAAUGAAUUUCUUAAAUAAAUCGCUUAAUACCUCUCCAGUGAAUAAUUCUUCAAAAAAACAUUCUACAAAAAGUUCCUCAAAAAAUAUAAAAAAUGAUACGAAUAUUCCAUCAGCCCAAUGCACUCAGGGUACUUUUAUGCAAUCAUCAUCGAAUAGUGCUCGUGACGGUUCAGAAGAGAAAACCAGCCUUUCUUCUGGAAUAAAUGAAGAGAACGCAACCAACGAGAGUAAGGUUACCCUUUCCCCGGAGAUUGCUCUUGACCACCAGAAAAGUCGACCUACUCGCAAGCAUAUCAUUGGAAACAGUACCUCCACACUGCUUGAAGGUGUUUCUGUUCCCAAAUCUAAAUGGUUACAUUUGUCUUACCUUGGCACAAAUACAUCGCCAGAUUCUCUUACUUCAUUUAUUGCCGGUGUGCUUGACAUCUCACCAAAUCUUAUUAAGUGUACUUUGCUUGUAAAGAAAGGUGCUGACACAUCUGAUUUCUCUUUCAUCAACUUUAAAGCUGCAGUUCCGGAGAACUGCAUUGAUAAGAUUAUGGAUGCUUCGAUUUGGCCUACUGGUGUUCGUGUGAGAGAAUUUAUUCAAUUCCCAAAAAACGACGAGCGAGCGAAACCAAUAAUCUCUUCAUAA
This is a messenger RNA of Eupeodes corollae, 885 nucleotides long. RefSeq lists its product as uncharacterized. The record is from RefSeq and is a predicted model, not a curated record. Bases 1 to 885 code for a protein of 294 amino acids. NCBI's taxonomy places the organism in Eukaryota, Metazoa, Arthropoda, Insecta, Diptera, Syrphidae. The transcript has a single exon.